Sebastes umbrosus (honeycomb rockfish) is the source of this 905-nucleotide messenger RNA. RefSeq names its product potassium voltage-gated channel subfamily E member 2-like. The transcript has 2 exons. Bases 132 to 494 code for a protein of 120 amino acids. Gene Ontology annotation, cellular component: membrane. NCBI's taxonomy places the organism in Eukaryota, Metazoa, Chordata, Actinopteri, Perciformes, Sebastidae. The record is from RefSeq and is a predicted model, not a curated record. Gene Ontology annotation, molecular function: voltage-gated potassium channel activity involved in ventricular cardiac muscle cell action potential repolarization; potassium channel regulator activity; delayed rectifier potassium channel activity. Gene Ontology annotation, biological process: regulation of ventricular cardiac muscle cell membrane repolarization; negative regulation of delayed rectifier potassium channel activity; membrane repolarization during action potential.
CUGUUCAGCCAAGGAGAAAAGAUUAAAAAAGCAAACACAGUAUGAGCACUUUGCUUCUUACUGUAACCAGCUGAGCUCUCUGUCAGUGCCUCUUUGUUUUGUUCCGUUUUCACUCCAAGGUGACCAAUUUCAUGUUGCGGCCUUCGGAAACCUGGCAGAAGAUGAGUGCAUCUGAUUGGUCCAACCUGACCCUUCACCUGGAGGGGUCCCUGACCAGCGCUUUGGGUCAUUACCUGGACAGCUGGAAGCGUAACGUGACAGCUGCAGACAACGCUUUGGACAAGACCAUGGCUGAGGAGAACUUCAGGAACGUCAUCUGGUAUCUGGCGGUGAUGAUUGGCAUGUUUGCCUUCAUUGUUGUGGCGAUGCUGGUGAGCACAGUCAAAUCCAAGAGGAGAGAGCACUCUAAUGACCCCUACCACCAAUACAUCAAGGACGACUGGACUGCUCAGAUACAACAGGGGGAUGUUUUCACCAACUUUGCAACUGGAUAACGACAGCAAGACACCUAACUCACAGCAGAUCAUCAUUAUCAUCAGUAGCAGCAGCAGUAGAAGCAAAGUGAAUGCUGCUCAAAUUUGAAAUCAGAAUAAUAAAAUCUACUCAAAAUGAUGCAUCUAACUGGUGGUUUAGCUCUUUAGACCUCCAGACAUUUAAUCCAUUAACAUCAAUAAUGCAUUACAACAGUGGUUCCCAAGCUUUUUUGCCAUAUAGCCCUGUCAGAUGAAGUCAAGAAUCUCGUCAUUGACACCGCCUGUCAUCUUUUAAAUGUGUUCAUUUGAAUUGAUUAGGAAGAGAAUGCUAUUUAACACUGUUCAUUAUAUAAAAGUGAUUGUUGUUAUAGUUAUAUUGAUGUAAAUCAUAGUGACCCCUGAAAUAAUGAAAUAAAAUAUGGCUGAAUUCCA